AAUUUCGUAUUAAUCUUAUGAAUUUUUCAUGUUUUUAUCUGCAUAGUGACCUUCAAUUCACAGGGUUUUCAUCCGCAAUUGCUUCAGUUUGGUUAAUUUAUGUUAAUUAGUCGGUGUUUGUGAUUCUGAACAACUAGAAGAAAAUUGUGGUAUGGAAGAGCACCUAAGUUUACGUGUUGAUCCUGAUGAAAAAUCUGAGGCUCAUGGUGUAGAAGAGUCGUUGAUUCAAUCAGUAGAAUGUCGAAUCUGCCAGGAGGAAGAUAUCAUCGAAAACGUGGAAGUUCCUUGUGCUUGCAGUGGCAGCCUCAAGUUUGCUCAUAGGAAAUGCGUUCAACGAUGGUGCAAUGAGAAAAGAGACAUAGUUUGUGAAAUCUGUCGUCAGCCUUACAAACCUGGUUACACUGCUCCCCCACCUCAAUCUGAUGACACCCUCAUCGAUAUCAGUGAUCCUCGAGUCUCGGCUAUGUCAGCUGCUGAACAGCAACGACUGAUUGAGUCAGACUAUGAUGAGUAUGAAGACAGCGGUGCCAGUAGUGCCUCUCUUUGUCGCUCAGCUGCCAUCAUCUUGAUGGCUCUUCUGCUAUUAAGGCAUUCUCUCAGUAUCGGAGAUGAUGAUAGUGAUGAUGAUGAUGAUCCUUCUGUCAUUUUUGCUCUUUUUCUGCUUCGGGCAGCUGAGUUUCUUCUUCCUUGCUACAUAUUGGUCUGGGCAAUCGGUAUAUUGCAACGCUGCAGACAAACACAGGAAGAUGAAUCUCUGGCGGCUGCCAAUGUUCCAUUCAUGACUCAGGCCGAACAACACAGAGGGUUGAAUGUCACCAUUGCACCAGGACCCGUCGUGGCUCCAACACCCACAUCCACACCGCCAGUAAUCUCCACCCAUGAUACUAUUCAAUAGCGUAUAUAUUUGUAUCUAUAUGAAAUGAAAUUUGAGAUGUUAUUGCCCGCGUGUGAGUUGUGUGUUACGGGCUGCCAGAAACCUUUUUACCAACCUGAUUCUUUUCGUGUAUCGAGAUUGUACAUAUUUAUUUGUUAUUAUAAAUAUGAGAUAUAAAUGGGACCCACAUUGGAAUA
This is a messenger RNA of Helianthus annuus (common sunflower), 1071 nucleotides long. RefSeq lists its product as uncharacterized. Gene Ontology annotation, cellular component: membrane. Gene Ontology annotation, molecular function: ubiquitin-protein transferase activity; zinc ion binding. NCBI's taxonomy places the organism in Eukaryota, Viridiplantae, Streptophyta, Magnoliopsida, Asterales, Asteraceae. The coding region runs from base 152 to 895 and encodes 247 amino acids. The record is from RefSeq and is a predicted model, not a curated record. The transcript is spliced from 8 exons. Gene Ontology annotation, biological process: protein ubiquitination.